Molecule: messenger RNA, 1029 nt
Organism: Oryza brachyantha (malo sina)
Lineage: Eukaryota; Viridiplantae; Streptophyta; Magnoliopsida; Poales; Poaceae
Product: probable CCR4-associated factor 1 homolog 11
Exons: 1
Coding region: 1-1029 (342 amino acids)
Cellular component (GO): CCR4-NOT core complex; CCR4-NOT complex; P-body
Molecular function (GO): nucleic acid binding; poly(A)-specific ribonuclease activity
Source: RefSeq, a predicted model, not a curated record
AUGUCGAUGCGCUUAGUGUUGAACAGCGCUGGCGAGGUGACCCUCGUCAGGUACGCCGAGCGGUUGCCGCCGGCGGUGGCGUGGACAAUGCCGACGCCGUUCACCUACUCGCUGCCGGGGACAGCCACACACGCGGCGCUGGCGAUGCCACAGCAGGUGUCGACGACGAUGCCGGCGCCAAUGGCGCUUCCGCUGCGAGCGCUGCCGGUGGCGGGUCGCUCGCCGGUGAUCGUCAAGGUGCGGUCCGUCUGGGCGCACAACUUGGAGGAGGAGAUGGCGCUGAUCGAGCCGCUGCUGAUGACGAGCUUCCGGUUCGCCGCCGUCGACACCGAGUUCCCGGGGACGGUGCACCGGCCGUCGCGGCCGGCGUACACGCUCACGGCGAAAGAGAAGUACGCGCUCCUGAAGGCGAACGUCGACGAGCUCCAUCUCAUCCAGCUCGGCCUGACGCUGUUCGACUCCGACGGCCGGCUGCCGGACCUCGGCACCGGCGGCGCCGUGCACUACGUCUGGGAAUUCAACUUCCGGGAGUUCGACCUCCGGCGCCACCGCCACGCGCCGGAGUCGAUCGAGUUCCUGCGGACGAAGGGCGUCGACUUCGACCGGACGCGGCGGGACGGCGUCGAGGCGACGGCGCUGGGUCCGCGGCUGCGCCAGUGGCUGCGCGCCGGGCUCGGCCGCGCCGGCGUCGUCACGUUCAGCGGCGCCUACGACCUCGCCUACCUGCUCAAGCUGCUGUACGGCGGCGGCUACCGGCUGCCCGGCGACGCGGCGGUGUUCGCGCGCGUCGUGAAGACGACGGUCGGGAGCACGCACUACGACGUGAAGGAGAUGGCGCGCCACUGCCCCUGCGACCUCCGCGGCGGGCUGGAGUGCGUCGCCGGCAAGCUCGGCGUGCUGCGCGCCGCCGGCGUGGCGCACCAGGCCGGCUCCGACAGCCUCCUGACGUGCCAGAUGUUUACGCGGAUGAGGGAGCGCUAUUUCGACGACGACACGCUGACAGCCGUCGCCGGCGUCCCGCCGUGUUAG